UUAAUAUUUUACUAAAUUACCCAGAAUUGGAAUAACUUUGCCCAAAGUGAAAAAAAAAUUCUUUCCUCUCUGCUUAGUUUUGUUGACCAUAAAGACUUACUUUCUAUUUCCAAGCUUGCUUACAACAGCCGCUUCUUCAACCAAUGGAUUAUUAAUCACAAAAUAAAAUAUCUCUUUCCUCUCCAUGUAGUCUGCCACUUCCAUUCCAAACAACAAAGGACCAGUUCCCUUGGCUCCCUGCAUCUUGCAAUGCCCUGUGAAUAAGAAGCAGCAGCAGCAGAAGAGGUUCAAUGGGACAAGUUCUCUCCUUCGUUCGAAAACGUGUGUUGGGUAAACUUUUCAACUACACUAAAAAUUGUUUCUGUCCUCAAGGGAAGGAAAGAGAAGACCCAAAUGAAAACUGUAGCCAAUGCAUUUCUAUACCAGAGUUGUCUGAUACUUCAAGUGACAGUGAGACAGACUCAAGCUUUAAAUUACAUCAAAAUGUGACCUCUGCAUGCAUUGAUAUUGUGGAAGAGAACAGGCAGGGUUCUGCAUAUCAUGUCUUGGAAGUUGGAGCCCAAGAAAGAUGGAUACGGCAUUAUUGCAGUUUUCACAAGAUUUUGUUGGUGGGUGAAGGGGAUUUUUCAUUCUCUGCUAGUUUGGCUAAAGCUUUUGGUUCUGCUACAAACAUGGUUGCUACUUCUCUCGACUCUAGAGGAUUUUUGUUCAGAAAUUAUAAGAAGGCAAUGUCCAAUAUCCAUGAAUUGAGGACAAGGGGAUGCAGGAUUUUGCAUGGUGUUGAUGCAACUGAAAUGGCAAAUCAUUACAGCCUUGGAGGAAUUAAAUUUGAUCGAGUCAUUUACAACUUCCCACAUGCUGGAUUUUAUUCUGACGAACCUGGCGAAUCCCAGAAACGCCGGCAUCAAUUGCUGAUAAGCUUAUUUUUUAAGAAUGCUAAGGUGAUGAUCGAUGAGAGUGGUGAAAUUCACGUGACGCAUAAAUCCAAUGCUUUCUUUCUGGGUUGGAAUUUACGAGGUCUAGCCUCUGCUGUUGGGCUCAGGCUCAUAGAAGAGGUGCCAUUCAAUUUCACCGACUAUCCAGGCUAUCGCACCAAAUAUGGCUUUGGUGGUGACAAGAAUUUCAACUGCAAUCCUAGCAAAACUUACAAAUUUGGCCUAUUUCCACGGCCGGUGGCCUCGAGUUCCAACCCCACUCUUAACCCAAACACCAAAAAUAGAAAAAGCUGAUGCCGAUAAACCUUUAUUCGACCCUUUGUUAAUGUCCACUUCAAGGCCAAGGUUGUCAAUGUAGACCUUGUAAUAUCUGAAGAAAGGAUUGCCAGGCUAUUGUACGAAGUUCAUACUUUAUUGUUUAUAGAGAAUGGCAUGAUCUUUGGUGAACCUUGCAUCAUAUAUGGUGUAAAGGAUUUGCAAUAUCUAAAUAUAUAAUGUUAUGUGAAUUGGUAUCCUAUCAAAAGAGUAAUAUAAAGUAUAAUUAUGAUCACACCACGUCCAUAAACAUGUUUCACCUGUAAUUUUGAUGUAUGAUCACACCAUGUUCAUACAGAAUGAAAUGAAGAUUGCUAAAAGGGUUGUGCUUACUUGUAAGUGUGGUAAAGAAUAAUAUUGGACCAUUUGGAUGCGAAAAGUGAUCAAUAGAAAAGUGAUACAUCUCACUUCUAUU
Molecule: messenger RNA, 1665 nt
Organism: Durio zibethinus
Lineage: Eukaryota; Viridiplantae; Streptophyta; Magnoliopsida; Malvales; Malvaceae
Biological process (GO): rRNA base methylation
Cellular component (GO): cytoplasm
Molecular function (GO): rRNA (uridine-N3-)-methyltransferase activity
Source: RefSeq, a predicted model, not a curated record